AUGCAUUUCAUCCCUUUGGUGGCUUUUGCCUUAUCGACUCACUUGUCGAUGAUUCUGGCUCGACCGAUGUUAAACACCACGAGUACGGAUACUACCUCUACUUCUACUACUUCGACAUCUUCUGUUGCCUAUGGAGAGUAUGGAAAUUAUGGGAAUUACGGGACCUAUGGCGAUUAUGGGUCCUAUAAUGUUAAAAAGAGGGGCAAUCUUCCUGAAGUCCCGGCACAGACCACGUCUAGCCAGGGGCCAACGUCGUCCCCCGUGGACUAUGGAGAUUAUGGAAACUAUGGAGAAUAUGGGACAUAUGGAAAUUAUGAGUCGUAUCCAAUGGCUAAAAGAAGCGAUGAGCCAACCGCGACAUCAUCCCCUAUACCGACAUCAACAUCGACGUCGACGAGUUCGGAAGUGACCUCGACAGAAACCUCCACAACCUCGACUACUAGCCAGGGUGGAUAUGGAUCAUAUGGAGACUACGGCAGUUACGGCAACUAUGAGAAUUACGGGCCAGUUUCCCUGCCUUAG
Molecule: messenger RNA, 522 nt
Organism: Aspergillus ochraceoroseus IBT 24754
Lineage: Eukaryota; Fungi; Ascomycota; Eurotiomycetes; Eurotiales; Aspergillaceae
Exons: 1
Coding region: 1-522 (173 amino acids)
Source: RefSeq, a predicted model, not a curated record